AUGAAAAGAUGUUUGUUACAUGGAAAGUCUCACUCUAUUGAAGAUUUAGUGUGACAUGUGUACAACAUGUGAUUGAUUGAAUUUUUGUAAAAAAAAAAAAAAAAAAAAUAGUAUAAAAUAUAAAGAAGGAUUUUAAGUGGAAAAUAUUACAGACUGUUUGAGUAGGAUUUAACAGAGAAGAAUGCAGUUUUUAGUCGUGGUUUCAUUCUGCUUACUCGGGUGUGUAAUAGAGCGAGCUGUAGCAGACACCAAAGCGAAUUCACCACCCCACCCGCCAUUACAAAUUGUCUACAACGACAAGCUGAGGGAGGCCAUGAGACGGUUUAACAUCACAGAGUCAGACAUGAGUGAGAUGUUAAGGAACUACAUGGAAAAUGGAAAGUCUCCUACAAUAACUAAAAGUGUGGUAAACCAGCAGACUGGCCUACAAGAGACAAUAACCCUGGACUUCCAAGGCUUCACGAAGGAAUGGUCUUCACUUCCCCAGAGUGGGGAACCCUCGCCAUUGCCGGGUAAUGAGGAAAGGGCUGGACCCAAUGGAGGGCAACGAGCGCAGAAUAAUAAUCAGGGCCUGCAGAUUGACGACAUGGAUGCACAAAGUCUACACGAUCAAAGGACACACCUGAUGCGUGGUAUGUUGACAUUGGAUGCUGAAAGCACUGAUCUGAAGGCAGAUUUUGAGCUUGGUGGGAUAACGGAGAUUAUAUACAGACAACGAAUGCUGAAUAACAGACAACUGUACCGAGAUUUAAUGGAACAAUUGUUAAAGGUUCAAAGUGUUUUGAAUGAUUAUACGCCUUCUACGGAGUCUACACCUGCAACCUCUAUGGCAAGGAGAGGUUCGUCACGACUUGUAACUUCAAAUAUGAUGUCAGAUGACGAUACAUCGUCUACCAAACAAACUCAGGCAGUGGGGCCUGAUAACGGACAAUCCGCGAAGAGCGCUGAAUCAGUGCAACAAAAAUUAGCAGAACUGGAGGAACUACAGAAACAAAACGCACUACUGACUUUAAGAAUCCGCGAGGAGCAACAACGAUUCUCGUCUGCAAAUAUCGACUCAAAUACAAUUUCUGAUGCUCGUAAAGUUUCCGACGAUGGUAUGUUGUUCAGAAGCGCAGCCCUUCGAAGACCAGGCUCCAUGCGUCAAGAAAAUGCCCUUGACAACAGAGAUCAAAGACAACAAGCAUCCAGUAUCGCUGCAGAAAAUCGAAAUAAUUUGGUGCAAGAAGAGGGAGGGUCUAGAACUAUAUUGCAAGACGACCGCGCUAUGUCGUUAAGGUCACUGCCAUCGCCCUCUGCAGAACGACGUACAUCUUUAAUGCAGCCACGUAGAAACUUACGAGAAAGGUUGUUAGCGGAAUACGAACUGUUACAAAGCAGGAAACGCUCUAUCUACCAGCUUUUGCGACGAAACGGGAUAUUGUAAUGCACGGAAAGCACGGAGUGUAUUAUUCAGAAUUUCAGACCUCAAUUCUUGUAACAUUUUUGUUUUCCGUUAAAUACCAGUGACGACACACCAAAGAUGACAAAGCAGUUUUAUUAUUGGUUAUAGUAUGUUGUGUAGACUGCUUUGUUCAUUUUCACCAGAGAUUCGUGAAUGACCCAAAAUCAAGUGCUGGAUUUUGUAGCUCAUUGAGUUGGUGUGGAUAAGGGUGGGGUUACAAAUUCCUCCAUAUGUAACAAACUCUUGACGAAAGAGAGAUAUCACCUGUAAAGGCGCUGAUAUUUGUGAACCUUGGCGACAGUUUGUGAUCUCUGAAGCCUCUUUUUGUAAAUUCUACUGCAUUAUCUAAUUAUUAACAUUAUAAUGAGUUUGUUUGUAUAUUACAUGACAGUUCAAUUUUCUUCAUUGAUCCUCAUAUAUAUAGAAAAUUGCGUGAAAACUGAUUUUUUAAAAAGAUAUACGUAGGUGUUUUUUUUUAUUUAAUGGUUAAAAACGUUUUAACUGAAUUUUUUCCCGCUUGAUAUCAAUAAACACUUAUUCUUCCCUACAUUGAAAUAUACACAAUAUCUAAAACCAUGCCCAAUAUAUUCAGUUGCGUACUGCUUUUUAUCUUCGACUAAUAUUCAUAUUGAAAUACCAGAAAUUUUCCAAAAUGUGAUAAAGUUUUUGGUAAUUAUGGAAUGAACUCUAUUCAUUAAUUAAAGAUAUUGUUUAACACAUUCGCGGUAUUUGUCUUUCAGUGUUGAUACAGAAAUCACGUGAACAGGCUGAUUGGCGCAAUUUGAGAUAUAUUAAAAUAGCGUCUUUUUCAAACAAAGUGCAAUAUAAUAGUCGAAUUUCAGGUUUGAUUAGGGCGGGUUAAGUUGUGGCAAUUCUCAAAAACUUUUUUAUCGUAACACUCAUCACUUGGCUCUAUGAUCACUACGAUAUUGACGUCAUAGGCGCGCAUGCGUAUUUAAUUUCUGAGGACCGUCAAAGAAGAAAUUGACCCUAUCAGACAUGACAUGUUUAUCACCACAUUGGUCUCCUUUGUAUAUAUGUGUGCAUGUAUAUUUAUGUUUCACGAUUACAACACGUAGAAUAAAUCUAUAACUUAGAUGUACAUUUUAUGUCAUCACCAAUAAUAAAGAGUAUAUUGAUUGAU
Ostrea edulis (European flat oyster) is the source of this 2588-nucleotide messenger RNA. RefSeq lists its product as uncharacterized. The record is from RefSeq and is a predicted model, not a curated record. The transcript has 4 exons. The coding region runs from base 182 to 1426 and encodes 414 amino acids. Lineage: Eukaryota; Metazoa; Mollusca; Bivalvia; Ostreida; Ostreidae.